Molecule: messenger RNA, 3546 nt
Organism: Oncorhynchus keta (chum salmon)
Lineage: Eukaryota; Metazoa; Chordata; Actinopteri; Salmoniformes; Salmonidae
Product: MAU2 chromatid cohesion factor homolog
Exons: 18
Coding region: 577-2211 (544 amino acids)
Biological process (GO): maintenance of mitotic sister chromatid cohesion; mitotic sister chromatid cohesion
Cellular component (GO): SMC loading complex; chromatin
Molecular function (GO): protein binding; double-stranded DNA binding
Source: RefSeq, a predicted model, not a curated record
GCAGGGUCAAGGAAAAACAUUGGGGAAAGAGUAGAUGGGUGUACAAAAAUGGAAACCAUACUUUUAGUAGCUCAGAAAGUGAAACUGAUGAGUGACAUGGAGUUGAAGAGAGCGAGGAUAACGUUUGUAAAAAAUAAAAAAUGGAGGAGAGGAUUUGGAGCUGCAAGGGUUGGAGGUUGAUGUGUCUGUGAAGAAAGGAAUGGUUCCUGCCCAGUGGGAGUGAGAUUGUUGGAGAGAUCCUUGCCUUCUGGCUGAUUACAUAUGUGGUGUCAGGUUGGAAGAGAGUUUGGUGACCGAGUCAGUGAAAGGAACUUGAGGUGGACUUGCGCUGUUUAAAAAAAAAAAAAAAAUCUGUCCAGAGGGAAUGGGUGCUCGUCACCACGCGCCUGGGGACAACCGUGACCUGCUUUGCUCUCUGGGAGUGCGGAGCGUUGAAAGGAGUGAUACCUGGUGAAGUGUUAAGGAGAAUCAACUGAAAUGGAAGAUUCCCGGUGUCUGAUACCUGCCGUUUAGUGCGUCGCAGGCUCCGUGGAGAGUGUGAAACGGAAGUGUGCAGUCCGGGCAUGAGACAAAGGAAUGUGUAGUAUCGGUGGGAAAAGAUCCCUCAGUUUGAAGAUGUCAAAUUUGAGGCUGCAAGUCUUCUGUCAGAGCUCUAUUGCCAACAGAAUCUGGUUGACUCUGCAAAGCCCUUGCUGCGGAAGGCCAUUCAGAUCUCCCAACAGACUCCCUACUGGCACUGCAGAUUACUCUUCCAAUUGGCGGUACGUCAAUCUAACGACUAAACCUCAACUGCACACGCUGGAGAAGGAUCUAGUGUCAGCCUGUGACCUCCUGGGGGUCGGGGCAGAGUAUGCCCGGGUAGUGGGCUCAGAGUACACCAGAGCCCUCUUUCUUUUGAGUAAAGGAAUGCUGCUGCUGAUGGAGAGGAAGCUGGGGGAGGUGCACCCCCUGUUGACUCUGUGUGGGACCAUCGUGGAGAACUGGCAGGGAAACCCCAUCCAGAAGGAGUCUCUCAGGGUCUUCUUCCUGGUGCUGCAGGUCACACACUACCUGGACGCUGGACAGGUGAAGAGUGUGAAGCAGUGUCUGAAGCAGCUGCAGCAGUGCAUCCAGACCAUCUCUACACUCCACGACGAUGAGAUCCUACCCAGUAACCCUGCCGACCUGUUCCACUGGCUGCCCAAGGAGCACAUGUGUGUCCUCGUCUACCUGGUGACAGUCAUGCACUCCAUGCAAGCAGGCUACCUGGAGAAGGCCCAGAAAUACACAGACAAAGCUCUGAUGCAACUGGAAAAGCUCAAAAUGCUGGACUCCAGCCCCAUCCUCUCCACGUUCCAAGUCAUCCUACUGGAACACAUCAUCAUGUGUCGACUCGUCACUGGUCACAAGGCCACGGCACUGCAGGAGAUCUCUCAGGUGUGUCAGCUGUGCGCUCAGUCCCCAAGGUUGUUCACCAACCACGCAUCCCAGCUACACACCCUGCUAGGUCUGUACUGCAUCUCCGUGAACUGCAUGGAUAACGCAGAGGCGCAGUUCACUGCUGCCCUGCGGGUGAGUGACCUGACGACGCACCAGGAGCUGUGGGCGUUCAUCGUGACCAACUUGGCCAGCGUCUACAUUAGGGAAGGCAACAGGCACCAGGAGCUUUAUAGCCUGUUGGAGAGGAUAAACCCAGAUCACAACUUCCCUGUCAGCUCUCAUUGUCUGCGAGCAGCAGCCUUCUACAUCCGUGGACUCCUCUCCUUCUUCCAGGGACGAUACAAUGAGGCCAAGCGGUUCCUGAGGGAGACUCUGAAGAUGUCCAAUGCUGAAGACCUGAAUCGUCUGACCGCAUGCUCUCUGGUCCUACUGGGACAUAUCUUCUAUGUGCUGGGGAACCACCGGGAGAGCAACAACAUGGUUGUUCCAGCUAUGCAGCUGGCCAGCAAGAUCCCCGACAUGUCAGUCCAGCUCUGGUCCUCAGCUCUGCUCAAGGAUCUAAACAAGGCGUGUGGGAACACGAUAGAUGCCCACGAGGCGGCUCAGAUGCACCAGAACUUCUCCCAGCAGCUCCUGCAGGACCACAUCGCUGCCUGCAGUCUCCCUGAGCACAACCUCAUCAGUGUGAGGAUUCAUCAAUCAGGCUAUCAAUAUUGGACGGAUGGACCACCUCCAGUGGGCCAGUUUCAGGCACAGAACGGACCCACUACCAGCCUGGCCAGCCUACUCUGAGGAUAGAAGUGAAGGGAAAGAAAAGAAGAGGGAGACUCGUAAUGCUGCUGAUCUGCAUACAGCCUGGAUGCCGGUCUGUUUGAACAUUGUUGUUACCAUGCCAACGAGAAGCGCUAAUUAAUGCUGAAAUGGAAUACUACAGAGAGAGAGAACCACCGGACAUUUAAUGAAAGUAGAGUACCUUAGAGUUGAAACCUCACAUCUAAUCUUAAUUUUUUUUCUCGCGUUUUUACUGAUAUCCACAUGGCAGUCAAAGCUAGCUUUUUGGUCUAGCCGGUGGUGUGUAUGGUUGACUUUGAAUUGCUGACAACAAGGGUUCCGUAGAAGGUUUUUACAUACAGAGAAAAGACACCGCCCCUACCCCAAGCUCAGAGCAGAACAAUAAACCAGUGAGAAGACAGUCACUGGAGCGAGAGAACUUUAAAACAUGGUUAGGUCCUACACAAGUCCUAGUGGGCAAUAAAGGCAUUGGAUUGGGUGAAUAUUUUAGUCGUUUUUAUUAUUUGUGUUUUUACUCAACUUUUUAAUGGCAGCGGUGUUGGCACCCCCCUUUUUUCCGCAUCUAAAAAGUAUUGUCCACCUGAACUCUACUACAGUACCCAUUGCAGCCAGAGGGGGGCACUGCAUAGUCAUAUUUGAGAAACCUGUUGGUGAAAUGGCAAAGGACACUUAGUUGUAUUUUAUGAAACAGUUUUUAAAUGGUGAUAGGUUUUUCAAGAAUACCACAAUUCUUAUUCACUGUAAUUAUAUGUGAAAGUCACUUUUUUCUUUGUAUGGUGUUUCACAAUGCUGAUUCUUAUUUUCCAGACUUACAAACCAUUUUGCAAUGACACCUAUGUGUUGUAAAUAUUAACAAUUUAUUUUACCAAAUGAAUCAUUUAUUAGAUUUUGUGAAGUUUAACUAUUUAUAUACCAGGUUUGACAAUAUAUUAGUUUCACUUUUCUUUCUUUAUGCAGAUAUGUUUUUAUAAUAUGGCAUGUGAACAUUUAGACUUUUUUUCCCAUUGUGUAUUUUGCUGUUUCUUAUGAAUGAUUUAAACAUGUAGAAGCUAGGUUUGGUCAGUUGUGGAGCAAACUGCUCGAGCUACGACAGCCUUAUCAAGUCUUUUAUACUAUGGGGUUAUUAUGGGUUGGUUAUUUUCUUUGCUGGUAUUGUUUUAAAUAAUUCGAAACGUUAUCAAGAAAAGUGUCAAAUAGAAUUGCUAAAGGAAAUUGAGUUAUUUUGCAUUAAUUUAAAAAGAAAAUGUAAAAAAAGAAUGCUGAUCUGAACACUCCAACAUACAAACGUUACCUUCAACUUUUCUUUUGAGACCAAAUAAAUAGGCUAUUACAGAG